Emys orbicularis (European pond turtle) is the source of this 1309-nucleotide messenger RNA. It is a transcript of the gene OCIAD2, whose product is annotated as OCIA domain containing 2. The coding region runs from base 267 to 713 and encodes 148 amino acids. NCBI's taxonomy places the organism in Eukaryota, Metazoa, Chordata, Testudines, Emydidae. The transcript is spliced from 8 exons. Gene Ontology annotation, cellular component: mitochondrial inner membrane. The record is from RefSeq and is a predicted model, not a curated record.
GAGAGCUGUUUGCGUCGUCAGUGAAACAGGAAUUGAAUACAGCCUGCUGGUGCUGCGUCUCUGCUCCGGAGAGCAAGGUACAGCUACCAGGCGUUUGCGCGGUAGGAAGUAUGAACUGGGCCCAGUUUUAGAACUAAUACAAAAUCAGCUACUUCCCAACUAGAGUCCGGAAAGAUCUGAGAGGAGGAGCCAGCUGUGAAAGACAGCGUUGCUGACUUUGCUGUUUACCAAGAUUAUUAGGAGGAGAGGGGGAAGGACAGACAGACAUGUCUUCAGAGACAGACCAAAGUAAAGUUCAGGCAUCUUUACAGCAAGAAAACAAACAGUCUGGUCUCCACUGUCCUAUCUCAGAUGUUCACAUCAAUAGAAAAGAAGUAGAAAGGAUCAGUCGAGAAUGUAGAAAUGAAAGUUUCUGGUACAGAGGUCUUCCCUUGUCUCUAGGAAGCAUGCUCAUCACUCAAGGGCUAAUUUACAAUGGCUUGCUCUCAUCGAACCCAAGAUUUGGAUCAUUACCUAAAAUUGCAUUUGCUGGUGCCUUUGGUCUUGCCAUUGGGACGAUGUCAUACAUACGAGUAUGCCAGAGAAAGUUCCAGAGUAUAGGAGUUCAGCCAUUUGGUCCAGAAUAUAAAAGGCACUGUCAUCAUACCUGCAAGGAAUGCGAAGCAAAUUUUGGAUCUAAUGGACAGGAAAACUCAAAGCCUUCAGCUUCAUAAUCCCAGAUCACGUUUCUUCUUUUUAAGAAGUUACUUCAUAUCUUGGUAUCUGAAUUGUAGAACUGACAAAGAUGACAAAAUCCUGCAGAAAAAGUCUCUUCCUUCAAUAGCUUAUUCUGGACAGAAGAAAUUAAGCCUACAGUCAAGUGUAAACCAGUACACUGUGAGGAUUGGGUUGAUUUUAAAAAAGUUUGCCUAUAUAAUAAAUGCUAAUUUCUAGUAAUGCAGUUUCUAUUUUUUUCUGUUGAUAUCACACCCCAGUAUGUUUCUUUUUUCCUUAGAUGCAUUUUAGCUCUUGGCACUGAAAACUUAGAUAUUGCAAUUCUUGUAAUUGGCAAUGACCUGAUCUCAGUGCAACCUGCAAAAGGCCAUAAUUGGAAGCAUUUGUCUCCUGCAUGAAAGAAAAAGAAUGCAAGAGUAUUUAAAUGACGUUGCACUGCUAAGCAGCCCAUCAAGCCCCCUAUACUGUGAUCAGUUUUGCAUAACUCUUUGUACUGGGCAAGGACUGCAUGUAUCACCAUACUUGACAAUAGGUAUCCUCUGGGUACUAUUAGAAAGAAUCCCAUUGACUUCAGUGGGCUUUGAAUCUGGACUUA